AUGGACCCCCAUCGUCGGAGCUCUUAUCAGUGGAGAGCUUUAUCAGAGGCGUGCCCGAAGGGGGAGGGGCCACUCUUCCUUUCCUGUCGGGGUACGGCGAUAGAUAAACGCUCCAAAAUGCAGCCGCUCAUCCUGCCCGCUCUCCUGGCUUCCAUCUGGACCAUCUGCGCCGGAGCAGGAGAUUGGUGCUAUCAGUCCCAGUUCACCUGUGAUCACCAGUGCAAUGUGCCAGAAAAGUGGAGCCACGUCAACAACGGCUGUGGAGGAAAAUACCAGUCGCCCAUCAACAUCAUCACCAGGAAGACUUUGAAAGACGAGCGACUGACUCCUUUCCAGUUCGAUAACUACCAGCAGAUCUUCAGAGGCACAAUCAAGAACAACGGCCACUCGGUUCAGGUUGGAGUUCCUCACCUCAGCACCAUCUCAGGUGGAGGCCUGCCAAGCAGCUACAAGGCUGUGCAGUUCCACCUGCACUGGGGCAACAAUGGAGGGCCUGGCUCCGAACACACCAUCGAUGGGGAGCAGUAUCCCAUGGAGCUGCACAUUGUCCACAUGAAGCAUCAUUACACUGAUCUGACAACAGCACUGUCGGACCCAGAGGGAGUCGCAGUGCUUGGGUUUUUCUACGAGAGGUCCAAUACUGCAAACCGAAAGUAUGACCCCAUCAUUAACGCUCUGCGCAGCAUCAAAACUACAAAUGGCAAUACAUCUCUGCUUCCCAUCUCCCUGGCACAACUCAUCCCACCCGAGCAGAAUCUGACCACCUACUACCGCUACAAGGGCUCUCUGACCACCCCGGGCUGUACCGAGGCUGUGGUUUGGACUCUGUUUGAGAAUCCCAUCCCUCUGAGCAUGGAUCAGCUCCGUGUGUUCUCUGAGCUCCAGUUCCACGAUGGAAAGCCGAUGGUGGGGACCUUCAGGCCGGUCCAGCCCUUGAACGGCCGGCAGGUGUUCCGGUCGGGAGGCGCGGUGAUCGUGGCCAGCUCCGCCUUCCUUGUGGCCGCCGUUGCCGCUGCCCUGGGACUGUCCCAGCCCAACUAG
This is a messenger RNA of Chelmon rostratus (copperband butterflyfish), 1041 nucleotides long. RefSeq names its product carbonic anhydrase IV a (gene ca4a). Gene Ontology annotation, molecular function: carbonate dehydratase activity; zinc ion binding. The record is from RefSeq and is a predicted model, not a curated record. Lineage: Eukaryota; Metazoa; Chordata; Actinopteri; Chaetodontiformes; Chaetodontidae. Gene Ontology annotation, cellular component: plasma membrane.